This is a messenger RNA of Chaetomium strumarium, 968 nucleotides long. Its product is annotated as glycoside hydrolase family 61 protein. Lineage: Eukaryota; Fungi; Ascomycota; Sordariomycetes; Sordariales; Chaetomiaceae. The coding region runs from base 252 to 935 and encodes 227 amino acids. The transcript is spliced from 3 exons. The record is from RefSeq and is a predicted model, not a curated record.
GCCGCCCCUUCAUCCGCCUCGGCGGCAGUUCUUCCUUGGCGCGGUGACGGUUCCGUGUGCUACGUAUGGAUAGAUACUUAAUGGACUUCGUUAGGAGAACGGUAUGACUACCGGGAUGAGCCCGGUAUAAAGGGUUGUCAUCCAGGUCUCAGGGCUGGUCGGUAAAGUUCGUGUGAUCCCCGUGAAGUUGCCGCCUCCUCUUUGUCGUGCCCACAAGAAUCACUGUGCCGGACUCGGAUAUCCCAUACACAAUGAAGCUGGCCGUUGCCAUCACGCUGCUCGCGGCGGCCCUUGCCGAGGCACACUACACGUUCCCCAGCAUCGCCAACACGGCCGACUGGCAAUAUGUGCGGACGACGACCAACUUCCAGAGCAACGGGCCCGUAACGGACGUCAACUCGGACCAGAUCCGCUGCUACGAACGGAAUCCCGGCACGGGCGCCCCCGGCAUCUACAAUGUCACGGCUGGCCAGACGCUCAACUAUAACGCCAAGGCCUCCAUCUCCCACCCGGGCCCGAUGUUGUUCUACAUCGCUAAGGUUCCCGCAGGCCAGACGGCCGCCACGUGGGACGGCAAGGGCGCAGUGUGGUCCAAGAUCUACCACGACGGCCCGCGUUUCGGAGGAAGCUUGACGUGGCCGACCAACGGCGCCCGAUCCGUCCCCGUCAAGAUCCCCAGCUGCCUGCAGAACGGCGACUACCUCCUGCGCGCCGAGCACAUCGCGCUGCACAGCGCCGGCAGCGCCGGCGGCGCCCAGUUCUACAUCUCGUGCGCCCAGCUCACCGUCAGCGGCGGCAGCGGCACCUACAGCCCCAGGAACAGGGUCGCCUUCCCCGGCGCGUACCGGCCGACCGACCCGGGCAUCAUGAUCAACAUCUACUACCCCGUCCCGACCAGCUACACGCCUCCUGGUCCGCCGGUUGAGACUUGCUGAGAGUAGUGGAAUUUAAAGAAGGGAGGAAAGGGG